UGGUGUAAUCUGUGACAACAUGAAACAAAGGAGGGGUGUGUGUUUGUGUGAUUGUUACAUAUAAGCUAUUGAGAUUGAUUCGUUUAUAAUGCGAGACUUCUUAAGGAAGAGUCCUUCGAGGGGGACCGUGAGUUCUUCCUCGGCAGGGUUUAAAAGGCCGACGAGUCCUCCAGCCAGAGAACAAGUUAGCCAGGGCAAAGAUAUAUCAGGGGUGUGUAAAUUCACCUCGGCCAUAAAGAUGCGGGCCUUCCGGGGUAGCGUGAGGAAGAAGAUAGCCGAGCUGGAGGCCAACUCUAAAUUGAAGGAUGAGGAGGAAGGUGAUGAUAAGGGUAAUGACACAACUCCUGCUCAGUCCGAAAGUGCCAUACCAAACUGUCGCAUGCCAAUCACACUGCCGACACACCAGGAGGAUGCUGUUCAUGACACGAAGAUCACUGUAGAGGAGGGAGAUGAGACACGGGAGGUGGCAAGCUCAUCUCGAGAGCAGGCAGGUUGGAGUUCUGAGGCUAAGGAUGCCUUCACUAAUGAACACCACUCAGAGUCUGAGGCGGAAAGUGUUUAUGAAUCCCGUAAACUGAUGAUGAGGAGAGUGAUGCGCCAUGAAGCUGAAGAGGUCACACACAAUCACUUUGACCACUCAGAUGCAGACUCCUGGACUGACCUUGAAGAGAACUUCGCCAAGAUAUACGAGCCUAUCCCAUACAGGGUUCGCAGGGAGGCCUGGCAAAAGAUGACCAAGGAGGAGUUACUGUACAACAUCAACAGUGAAAGGAUGAGGUUGCAGAUGAAACACAUGAGCAGGAAGGAAAUUCUCAAAGAGAUUGACCACUUGCGAGAACAUCCAGUACACUUCACACAGAGCUACAACAAGGUCAAAUGUGCCAAGCAGCCGACCACCUCACACCAGCAUCAAGUGGUAGCAGAGAUUCAUUCCGUCCAGCAUCCAGAUUGCCAGACCUUGCACAGUGACACUGACACAGAGUUUGGGGAGACUGAUUAUGUGACCCGGUCUGAACUGUACAAAAACAUUCAUAAUCUGCAGAACUCUCUGGCCAGACACAACAAAUUAUUGAUGGAUGAGGACAACCAGUCCUGGAGGUCGGUGCCAGGUCAGCACGAUGAUCCCGUCUAUAUCUCCCGUUCAGAGAUAUUGUCUAAAGUGGACCCAACGUAUACCACCCGCCCGGAGGUCACCACGACUAGGGAGAUUAUGCAUCAAAAUAGUAACAAAGACAACUACUUAUCGCGGUCUGAGAUCUUGACUCGCCUGAAAGAGAUGUGUGAGAGUGAAGAUGAGCGUGGCCUCUCACCAGCUAACACAGCCGACUCCAACUGGGACGUGUGUUCUUGUGUUUCUUGCGAGCAGUGUGGCACCGACAACAUCUCUGCUUCUGAGGCCGAGUGCCAGUGCGGCGCCAAGCAGACUGGAGACAAAAGACAUAAAGAGCACAUCAGUCCCCAUAGGCCCUCCUCACCUGGAGAUCAAUCUCUUCUCUCCCAAGAUUCCUGGUCCAACGGAGAGUUUGAGAAAAUCUAUGAGCCUAUUAAGGGGCCGAGUGUUGUGAGACGACGAGAUUAUCUCGUCAGUCGCACUUUAGAAGAGCAGAAAAAACGCCUCCAAAAACUGGCACAAGUGAAGGAGCACCAACCCUCCGAGGGCAGAGGUAAAUAUCUUCCUAUCGAUGCAUGGAGUCUUAGUGAGAGUGAAGAUGUAUAUGAAUCCCUGGCACGUGUGGCUCGCGCUUCUCUACGGGCAGGCUCCAACACAUUGGCGUCUAUCAGUAAAGCUCGCCAGAAAACUGGAGGCGGUGGUGACCUGGAGUUGCAGCGGCGUGUGCGUGAAAUACUUGAUGGGCAAAAUCAGAUUAAUACCACAACAAGAAUUAAAGUGGUACAAGCCAUCACUGAGCACAUAAAGCACCAUCUUGAUCUUGACAACUUUGAGGAUGAAGAAGAGAGAAAUCAUGAGAUUCGUGAGCGGCUGAAGGAGGCUAUGGCACAGGACUGGGAAACUCUGAGCAACAUCAACCUGGGUCAUAUCUAUGUCCCUAUGGAAGAAAGCGCCAAGAGUUCAAAACUGGGAAGCAAGGAAAACACUGAUUAUGAUACAUUCGGUAGCAUUGACUCACUUAUUUUUGAGCCCAAGGUUCCAGCCAUUCAAGAGGCAUCGGAUGAAGGAACUGUGUCUAGUGCACUGAGCAACACCAUUAGCACUGACAGCCUACUGGACAAAGCCCUUGAGCAGAACUAUGAUACUGAUGAUCCUGCCCUGAGUGCCAUGAAGUUUUUUGAUGAUGCUCUUCAACUAGAAGGGGAAAAACUGAACUGUGAAUUAAAAGAGGAGGAGGAGGGAGAUAAUGACGACGACGAGGAAACGCCCAUUCCUACACCAGCUCCUUCAACACCAAUAGCUGAGAGUGAGCAAGAAUUACCCAUCUAUGACACAGACGACGAAUUGCAGGAACAUCCAGUAAAUGAUAUUCAAAACAUAUCGAAAGAGAACCCACUCAACCUAAAGCAACACCCAUGGCCUUGGAGUGCUGGUAACCAAAAUCAUCAGGGACGCUCUCAGUCAAACAAAGAACAAACCAAGCUGCCUCUUAAACAGAAGAUAUACAAUGGCUUGAUGGGUUUGGGGUUUAUAAGGUUUGGUUCCAAGGAAAAUAUAAAAUCUCCAAUUCUUCUCUGCAAUCAAGAAAAUCCCAAUUUCGUGGUAUCUGGAAAAGAUACCCCAAAAGAGUCACUCAAAGUACCCGUGGUGAUGGAGCUGCAGCGAGGACUGGACUCGCAGCAGUCUCAGAAAGACGUGAAUGGGUACGAGUCAUUCCAGAUGGAUUUUCACAGGCUGUCCGGCAAGAGGUUGCCCAGCGAAGAAGACUCGAUGUACGAUUAUCACCCAGAUCACAACGAAGCACUGUACCAUGGCGGCACCACAACCAGCCACGAUACAGUCGACUCCGAGACGGACAGCGUAACCAGUCAAGAGAGCGUAAUCUUCAAAGGCAACCUAACGGAGAUGGGCGACGCCACUGACCUCGACGACAAAAAGAAGAAAAAGAAUUCAUUUCAGCACAAGUUUGUUGUAAAUCAAGGCAAUGAAUCCGACACUAGCGAACUGAUUGAAAACAAGUCUGUAAGUCUGAGCACGCAGCCAUACCUAGACUCGGACACAUCGUGGGACUACAUGGAGGCUGUUGAAGAGGAGAAAGCGGCCAUGCAGAGAUAUGCUGUCACUCUGGAGGCCCAGGCUGAAGUGGGCUCGGUGACUCUUGGCCCGCGGGUAGUUGGAAAUAUGCGCAGGAAACACCUUUACCAAAGCAUUGACAAAGUCGAACACACACAAGCUGAAGGGUCUCCUGAGGGAGGGACGUCUCUUCAGGCAUCUGUUACAGAAGCUGUAACAGAUGUUCAUAAUAUUGGAAACCCAGUAUCAUCACCCCCUUCACUGACUGACCUCCAAUUGGCACAUGUGAGUGUGACCAGUCCCAUUGAUUACACCGACGAAGAGAUAGAUGGUCGGCAGCUUUUUCGUGCCUACCAGCGACGUCAGUUUAGAGCCCCAAGUGACCAUGAGGGGGGUGAUGGAGGUGGAAGUGCAAGUACCACAACACAGGAUUACCAGGAGACAGAGGAGGACAUGUAUGACGUGUGUGAUUCUAGUGGAAGCCUUGUACAGCGUAGCCAAAAUAAUCCGUCAGUGGUGCUGCUGAAGCACCAUGUGUACCAAAGCAUUGAGUCCCUUGCCUCCCGUUCAUGCAUAUCUUCCACAGUGUCCAUCAAGUCACCCGUCACAGAAGGAACAUUGGACGAUGGCGAGCUACAGCUUUACGGUUCACGUCACGGGGAACCCAUAUAUGGUGUGCGAAACUCUCGCCUCUUCCACUCUAUGAACGGCGCUUUCGUUAGUAGAAGCAACAGCGAUAGCGCGGUUGAUCCGCCUGUCAUUAUCCGUAAAGGCAGGGUAGUGGAACUUACAGAAGAAAUGUUUAAAGGCACCCUGGAGCGUAAGGUAUUGCCUCAAGAGCUUGAUGAUAGCCACCAGAACCUGACCUUCCAUAGUAGCCUACUGCCUACCACAGUACACGAGGAGGAUCGUCUCUAUUUCCAUAAUACUGUUUCUUCCACUGAGUCACGGGAAGUCCACUCAUAUGAGAAUGAUAGCGAGAUCUAUGGCACACAUAAUGAGAUUCGUGAGGAAAUUUUUCAGGUUACCCGGGAGCAAUUGAAAAUUGAUCCUCAAGAGGAAGUUUCAGCAAAAGAGGAGUCUUCUGCAGAUUCUUUCACAUCCCAGAGAAAGACUGAGAACACUGAAGAUGAAGUAAUGGAGGGUACAUCGACGGCCAAGAUCAAGAGAGUGCAAAAACUAGGGGUGUCAAUCUUGGGGAAUAAUAAUGAUAUGAUGAUUCGUGAACUGAAGCUUAAAUUGAAACAUAAGUUUAACCCUGAUGAUGAGAGUGAAGGUUCUGAAGAUGCCACUACCGAGAAGUUAUCCGAGGUUAAGGGCACAGUCAUCAGCAAGGUGCCUCUGAUAGCCACCAUUUCCAGUGACUCCAAUUCCGUGGCACUGAAGCGGGAGCAGCUGGCUCCUCACAUGAACAAGAUAUUUGGCUCUCUGCACAAGAGACGUCGCCAGAGCAUUGAGACUGUGAUGAGUAAGAGUGAGGCUGGAGGAACAGAUGAAUGUGGAAAGUUCUUUCCAGGAAAGGGCGAUGUCACAAAAGAUACGAAGGAUGAGAAACAAGAAAAAAACGAAAAGGAGAGAGAGGUAAUAAGGUUAACAAGAGCAGACGGAGGCGUUGAGCAUGUUUGGGUGCCAACACCGGACUACACACCAGCCUCCACGCUACCAAGAGAAAACUUCAACCACUCUAUCUUGGCCUUUGAUCACCUCAUGGACCACCAACUAGCCCAAGAGGAGGACUACAGCUUUGAUUUAGCCGACUUGGCUAAGUUUGUCCACGAACACAUCUCCAAGAACAAGAACCUGUACUCGGACCCAGGAGGUCCGGACUCCGUGCCCACACCUGUUGCUCAGGUCAGUGCCUCUGUCUCCCCCAGUCCCACCAAUGAACCCAUGCUGCAGAGUGGUGAUUUCCCUAAACGUUCUGUACGAUUUGAUAUGCGAAAACAAUUGGCCGAUUUGAGUGCCACUUGGUCAGACUUAGAGAGCGUCAUCUUUGCCGAAGACAAGUCUGGUUCCGAGUAUCAGGACAGGGCAGAGAAACAGUGGGACAUUGGGGAGUACGUGGGGAGUGUGUUAUCUAGCGGCAAGCUGCCGGCCUCUCGCAUGGAAUCCUACAAAGAUAGUGAUUGUCUGCUAUGGGAGCAGCUGGCCAAGAUGAGGCGCAGCAAGGCCCCAGAGGACCGUGAGCGCUGGCAGUUGGAGAAGACGAAAAGGAUGCUGCUCUGGAUACAUCUGUCCGAUGACAACACCUACACUGAGUGGUGUUACAAGAGUCAGUGGUGGAAGGCGAAGCAGAGGGCGUCAGUGGCAUGGAUCGUCCAGAAGGCCCACAAGAACAAGGUUCCGACAGACCUCCAUGACCCCUACUACCGUGAUUAUGAGGGAGCAGAACACCUUAAACCAGGCAUUGUGCACAGGUUGGCCAAUGCAGACCUAUACUGCUCUGCAUUGGCCAACAUCUAUGGUGACCCAAACUUCCACAAUCUGAGCCACUGGAACAUCAUACAAGCCUUGGCUAGAAAGGGUGUCUAUGUUGCUGAGCCCACUGACGUUGCCCUUACUGAGACCGUACUCAUUCAGGUCACGCCCAUCAAAAUGUCUGCUCACUUGGCUGUGAUAGAAGCAAUGAUGGCACUGUACAUUAGAGAGGUGGUGGUAGCAGAUCGAGCAGUGACUGUAUUACAGCGUGUCAGUGGUGGAAUGAUGCCUGACCGCAUCCCUCAGGACCAAGAAGAAGCUCUUGUGCUGUGGAUCAGUCAUGUCACACAAGCCUUGCAAGAGCGAAUACAUCAACAGGUUCAAUCUCAGGACCAGGAGUUGCCUGUUUUCCCACGCAUUCAAGACCUGAGUGACCUGAGUGAUGGCAUUGGCUUGGCUGCUCUCAUAGCCUUCUACUGUCCCCAAGAACUUCCUUGGGGAGAUAUUGCCGUUGCUGAUCCUCCAUCCAUUGCCGAUUCACUAUAUAACAUUAGUUUGGUAAUCAGGUUUUGCCAAGAGAGUCUGCCAUAUAACCCUUGUCUCCUAACCAAAGAAGAUAUUGUAUAUAUGCACAGCUCAGUGAAGCAGAAUGUGCUGGCUUUUGCAGCAGAGCUAUUUUUUCUUCUUGAGCUGGAACCUGUUUCAUGCGUAUCACUACCAGGUACUAAGAAGACCUCUACUAAAUUUAUCCAGCUCUCUUCCCCAGGUGGUGGUGGGUGCAGCGGUUGGAGUGGGUACCAACGGAGCAUGAAGGUCAUCCCUGACCUCCGAGCGAGCCUCUCGCCCUCCUCGGCCCACUCCACCGCCUCCUCAUAUUCUUCUGCCCGGUCUUCCUCCCAUUCACAGCAACGGUCACCCUAUUCCACGCUGAGAGGUCGGGGAGGAGGCAAAUCACCAUCCUCAGGGGGAAGCGGAUCGGGAUCGGGAACAGGGACCGGGUUGAGACGACAGCAAUCCCUGACGGAACGGGACCGGCUACGCAGAGAUCGCGUCUCCGUCCAUGAGGGCAUGAAAACUGCUGGAGCUCCGAGUGUACGCCGCUCUCAUUCCAUGAAUUUAAACGACAUGGCUGACAUUAGAACUAGGAUUGAACAAAGAACGGAAAGAUCCGAGAAUGCACCAUCCUCUUACAACAGUGAUUAUGGCGGCAGGGAUAGCUCAAUGAGUGAUGGCCAAGAAGGGGACUUUGUUGUACAGCGUUCUCGAGGGCUUGCUACACUCAGUGAUAUGAUGCGCACACAGUCCCCACGGCCUUCACAGGAUUUAGAUCCACCAUACUCCUCUAGAUCUACUACCAAAGAAAAAUAUAACAUGGACAGUAAAGAAGAAGAGUUGGGCGAAAGGAGUAGAGGGCUUGUGCGUCGUGGAAGCUUCAAUAACUCUCAUCCUGAUCUCCCAGCUGCUGGAAUGCCCUCUCGCUAUGAGGAGCGACCUCAUGGUCGUUCAAGAUCUCGUCGAAAUUCAAUUAGUGCAGAAGACUCCCAGUUAACAAUAGAAAAUUUUGGUGGUAGUCAAGAUAAUUUAAAUUAUAUUGCCAGAAACCCUGAUAAAGAACCAUUUGUACACACAGGUAGAAGGGAGAGUUCAAACUUGGAAGGGUCACAACUACGAGAUACUCGAGAGGUUAGUGCGAGACCUGAAUCCCGAAACAGUCGUGAACGUAGUGUUGAAAGACGGUUAGACUUCCAUCGUGGCAGCAUCGAGGAAUUAGACAAUCGUCUCGUAGAUAAAUUGGAAAGAGAAGCUCUGGAACGUGAGAAACGUGAUUCUUCACAGUACACUAGCAAAGAAAGAUUAAUAGUUAGAGAACCUAGAAAAAUUUCAGUGGAGGCUGUUGAUUCGGGAAGUGAGAGUGAUGUAUCAUUUGACAGAGAAAAGCAAAUGGUUAAAGCUACUAGUUUUGCUGAGCUUUCUAAAUUAAAAGAACAGCUUCCAGGCGGUAUUAACAUAAUAUACAUGCAGUCAGAUAAGGAUGAUUCUUCAAGGAGGAGUAGCAAAAGUUCAGAGAAGAAAACUACCUUUGCAGCUUUGCCCAAUCAAACCACCUGGAAGCAACAAAGUGCCCAAAGUCACUCUGAUGAUAAUAAAUCUAUUAGUGAUGAAAACAUGGAACCACAAGUCAUGGCCUCAGAGCUCCAUAAUGUCAGACUAAAACUAGAAGAAAAACGUCGUAGAAUUGAGUCGGAAAAGAGAAAAAUGGAACAGGCAAUGAAUAAGCAACGACAAAAGCUUGGGAAGGAAGCAUUCAUGCAGGCGGUUGUCAAAGGAGGUAAGGGGUCCUCCACUGGAUCCUCAACUCCCACAACAUCAGAGCCCGAUGCUUUGGACACAAUGGUAGAUUCAGUGGAACAAUCUCUGCCAAAGCAUCCCUCUUCUCUUGCCACCAUCGCUACUCCACCUAACCCAGACUUAUCACUAAAGGAUAUUGGUACUGAUGUGAAUAGCUUAUCCAGACGAUGGUUAGAGGGUGAAAAUCCAGGGGACGAGCUGCGCACACCUGAUCUUGACACCAUGGACUACGAUCAGUAUCAUCAGUCUCUGACACAUGGGGAGAGUGGUUUGGAGGGCUCUCGUCGCUCUUCCUUGGACCACCCUUAUGCAGUACAGUUACGGAGGAGAUCCUACGUAGGCCGAGAUCCACGAGAGCGAGCCUCCCGAGAUCCACGAAUGGACUUGCGCAGAAUGAGCCUAUACUUGGAGCCUGGCACCUGGCGUUCUGCUAACGAUCCUGGAACACUACCUUCGACACCCCCACGCCGCAUCUCCAUGGGCCCAGACUCUUUUACACAACCUUACAGGAUGACUGACUCGCUUACUGAGAUCCAGAGUGAUAUCCAGCGUUUGUCUCACCAGCAACAGCAGAUUCAAAGCCUUAUGCACAAUGGAAUGAAUCCACCAAGCAACCAAGCUAUUCAUCAAGCACCACCACAUGGUCAAUUUUAUCUUCAUGACCAGCAGGGCAGCCCAGUGCGACGCAUGUGGGGCCAGCAGCCUGGAAGUGAUGGGUAUGCAUCCAUGUCCCCAGCCACCAGACGUGCUCAGUGGGGGCCUGCAAGACCUAUGAUGCCUCAGAAUGAUUAUAUGAUGGCUGGCCAGCAUCCGAACUACUAUCCUGGCUAUCAGAUGAACCACCCGGCCCAAAUGCCUCCACUAAACCAAGUGAACACUCAACCCCAGAUGGGCAGCACAGGCCAAGGCUUCAUGCUUCAUAGUCAAACACAAUCUCUACCUCCUCAGGCCAUGUAUCAGAAUGGCCAAGGAUUUUAUAGUCCUGAGCACCAGUUUAGAGGUUAUCCUCCUAAUGCACAAACAUAUGGUUCCAGUGACCAUCAAAGACAAAUGGGCCAGACACCACCCUUUAGAUUACAUGGCGAAGGUACUGGUGGAGAUGGUUGGGGUUCUAAUGCAGACAGUCGUGGUCAAGGCAGCCUUAGAUCCAGUGCCCAAUCUUCUCCAAGCAGACAACCCCCGCAGCGCCAACAGAAGUCUCCCAGUCCUACCCGACAGACAUCAGUUUCUCAUGCUCCAGUAGCUGCACCACCACCUGAUGAUAUGGAGCCACAAAAUGUUUCAUUUAUUAACUCUACAGAUGAACAGCACAGUGAAAAUCAGAGAGAUGACGCUAGUGAUAAAUUAAAACGGUUAUCCAUCUCUUCGGGUAGUAAAACGUAUCGCAUUUCCCAUGAACCUGGUUCACCUACGAGACCUAGUUUAGGAGUCAAAACUUUCAGAGUUCCAACUAAAAAGGGUACUCCAAUUUAUGAUGAUGUAGACUUGCCCCAGCCUGCCCCACCACAACGGUCUCGGACUCCGCCUUACCAUCAGGACUCGGGGGGGCAUGAUGAUGAUGAUGAUGACGAUGAUGAAUUAGACAUUAAGGCAGAGCCUCUCCAGGAGGGUCCAAAAGUUGAUAAAGGGUUUUACAUAUCUUUUGAUAGUGAUACUGGCCCAAGAAAACCUAAACCCCAAUUACGGAACAAGAAAAUGGCCCGAAAAAAUUCCAGUUCUUCAACUCCGGCAACAACUCCAAGCAGAGAAGACCUUCCUGUUGUGCCUAGCCGACCCAGUCGGACCUCCAAUGGUUCGUGUGAUCCUCAGAGUGGCAGCAUGACUCAAACCCAUAGCCCCAGCAUGGCAAAAUCACCUUUUACCCUCAGUAGUAACCAGUCCAGCUCAAAACGUGGCUAUCCCUCACCCCAAAUCAAUGGGCUCUCCCAUAAUUCUCCCUCGGAGACUGAACGGGAGGAGGAGCAUGAGCCUCACCCUGGUGUACAUUUGGAGGAACUGACUUCCUAUUCCAGUAAGAACCGACUAUCAGAACCUACUGCAGGCAUGGCCAUAGUCAUUGGUGAUGAUCGAGACAUCAGUGAGAAUUCAUCUGCAUCAGAGAUGGAGAAGAAGAAGGAGAAGCUCAUGAUGAUGUCCAUGAAACGCAAACAGGAACAAGAGGAGGCAAGAUUAAGAAAGGAGAUGGAAGCACAAGCAAAAAGGGAAGCAGAAAAAUUAAAAGAGGAGGAGAAGCUACGAAAGAAGGAGGAAGAAAAAGCACGACGGCAAAUUAUUUUAGACAGAUAUAAAAUCAAGAAAGCCAUGGAGGAAGCAGAAAAAGAGGGCCGAUACUAUGAACCUCCACCUGGGUUAAGUCCAGAUCCUCCUAGUUCUUCACAUGGAAAGCCAUCAGUUCGAUUAAGAAACAAGCCACCUGGAGGCAGUAGACCACGCCCCAAGACUAUGGCUGGAUCAUCUGUGUCAGAUACUCCUGAUGGAGAACUGACACCAAGUCGUGGCAAGAAGGGGAGCUCUCAGAACAUUGCUGGUGAAGUUGGGAGGAGAGGCGAAGGCAGCAGAUCUGGCAGCAUGAGGAAGAGCAGCGGGCGGUGGGGUUCUUCACAGUCACUGACACGUGCAGCUGGCUCUCGUGGAUCCAGCGGCAGCCUAGCUGGAGACUAUCCCAGCACGACCCGCACCCUGGACCGUGGCCACACAGGCAGACGUCCCACCUCUGUUAUUGGUUACUCCUCAAUCACCCGGGGGGAUGGCAGGAAACCUUCACUAUAUCGGUCCCAAUGUGAUGGCCUCAAUUAUGGUGAGGAUUACCGUGUACAUGAGGCGCGGCGGCCAAGCCUGGCCGUGGAAGGUGGUGUCCCUAGGCUGAGGCGAGGAACUGCCUCUUACAACAAUGGUGGCUCAGCUGGAGGAUACAGAAAGUACCGGUCAACUGGCAAUCUGAGUGGUCAGAGUGAGCACGACAGCUUAGUGUACCACAUGAGUGAAGACAGCGGCCUGGGUCGUGCUACUCCACCUCGCCGUGCCCCUUCCCCGGGAAUGGCACGUCACCUCCCUUCACCAUCUGGUCCUGGCUCUUUACCUCCUGGUCUCUUCUCUAAAAGACGACAGGGAGGAUUUGAUGAUGCGGCUAGCGAUAUCUCAUCCACUGCUAGUUCCACAAUGGACUAUUUUGGUCCUAAAUUAUUCAAGCAACCAACUGCAAAGUCCAAUAGAACAAUCAUUCUUAAUGCAGUUGAAUAUUGUGUCUUCCCGGGGAUGGUGAAUCAGACAGCUAAACACAGAGUUCUAGAAGAAAUUGCACGUUCCGAGUCGAAGCACUUCCUUGUCUUAUUCCGAGAUUCUGGUUGCCAGUUCCGAGCCAUUUAUUCAUUUAAUCCAGAGACUGAAGAGGUCUUCAAGCUGUAUGGUACAGGCCCUAAACAAGUUAAUGAUAGAAUGUUUGACAAAUUCUUUAAAUACAACUCUGGAGGAAAAUGUUUCUCUCAAAUCCAUACUAAGCACUUGACUGUGACUAUUGAUGCGUUUACCAUCCAUAAUUCUCUCUGGCAGGGCAAGCGUGUCAACCUUCCCUCCAAAAAGGACAUGACACUUGUAAUUUAAGUUUCCUGAAAAAUCAGAUUCUCGUUUACUAAACCCACAUACAGUAUAUUUUGGUACUCAUACAUGCACUGUGAGAAUAUGCCUUGUGUGGCUCUGCUGCUCCAAUUGGGCUCUCAGCAAAAUAUUUGAGUGUUUUUAUACAGAGUUUUAAUUCAGAGUGUAGAUAAUGGUAUGCUGCUAUUAAGGAAAAUCCUCGUGUGUGGGCUUGCAUAGUUUCGAGACGCUGAAAUUUUUUUGUUUUGUACUGAGGAAUUCCUCUCAACGGGUGAAUUUUUUAGGAUAAAUAUGCCAUUUUUUGUGUGAGACAGCAAGCCUUUUCCUCAACAUUUGCUCACACAAUUAUUUCCCCCCAAUACUAGCCUUAAAGCAUUUAAAGGUUUUGGUUGUGGCUUCGUUGGUCAGUAUAACCAAUUAGUCAGGUUGUUUACAAAACAGAAUUUGUUAGUGGUGGCUCUUGGUCACAUACAGGGCUUGGUGGUAAUUCUACGGCAGCCAUCUCCUGUAUGCUGGGAGCAGUUUAUAAAAGAAACUGGAAAUGGGGGAAAUAGAGAGUAGAGAGUUUUAUCAAGAAUGGGAACAAAAAAGAAAGUAAUUUAGGCCAAAUUAUUUUCAGUGUGGUUAAAAGCUUGCCAUCAGCUUGCACUGUGACAUGACCAUAAGGUUUACUUGAUAUCCUGCCAUUAGCAGCCUUCAUUUAUAAUUGUGUAUUAUUAAUAAUUAUUGGCAAGUGCCCCAUUUCAAGCCAAAUAAAUAUGUUCAUAAAAAUUAAGACUUGGGAAAUUGUGUAUUGGGAUGUGAUUUUUCUGGGUUUUCACAGAUGUUAGGGUUGAUUUUAGUCACUGGUCAUUCCUGUGUCUUGUGUUAAUCUGGAGAGACAAUUCUUGCUGAUGAUGGAGGGGGGAUUCUGGGUUCUGUCUUUUACUCCCUCUAUGAAUUCUCCCGAUCACAUCCCUUUGGAUGGGAUAGUACAUUUUAGGAUCUUAAUUUAAAUUUGCCAUUACCCAUAAGGGGUGCCAUAAUGUUAGAAUUGAAGAUAAAUGUGAAGAUUGUUACUUAAUUAAAAAAAAAUUUGCAACUGUUGGAAAGCAAACGUCAUGAAGUUGAAGAUGUGAGAUCAGCAGGGCACGUAAUUUGUUUGCAGUGUUAACUAAUGCAAUUCCAUAUAACAUUCGCUUCUCGUACUAAAUCUGUGAUUCUUGUGAUCGUUAGGUAAGACUUGCAUCAGGCAUAUGUAAGUAGCAUCUCCAUGUAUUUUUAGAACGUAUGUAGCUUUCAGGAAAAGAAAGAAAAACUAAAAAAUACCUGGUUGAAGCUAGCCUUGCUUGCAUAAUCCUGACGAUACAAUUAAUUCCAACUUGUCUAGAUAUAAAGUAUAGUGUUGAACUUGUAUAUAUUAGAAUGUGAUAGGGAAAAUGAUGUUGGAUUGUGGAAACAUUCCUGGUUUUCCCAAAUACUCACAAAGAGACUGUAUAUGUGAACAAAAAGAUUUCCAUAAGUUUGAAGAGUUUCCAUAGCUUUUGUACUAAGGAAUGUUUAUUUUCUUUCUUUAUUUUUUUCUUGUGUAUGUGUGUGUGCAUGCAUGCGUGCGUAUGUGUGUGUUACUUGUCUUGUAACCAACAGUUAAAUAUGUAGCUUACAUGACAUCUUUAUUUCUUCAUUGAUAUCAUCUCAUAUGUUAAUAAUUUGUUACAUUUUAAAUCCAUUAGAUCUCCAGCUAAAGAAAUUGGUCAUAUUUACAUUAUACAAAUUUGUAUUGUUAAUGUGUACUGGAGAGAGGGUGCUCAUACAUUCAAUUAUGUAUAUUAACUAAUGAUGUAUAUGGUAUGAAGAUUAACACAACAAUAAAUCUAACAGCAAUCUCUUGAGUGAGUGAUAGCUUGUUGUCACAUUAAUGGCAUACAAUAACUAUUGUAAUCAAAUAUAUCCUGUGCAUAUUUACACAUUUACAUGUAUGCAAGAACGAGGGAGUGAAUGUGCAAAAGAGAACAUUCUUUGCAAUGUUGAUUCUGCUGCUAUUGUUAACUAGUGUGGUUGACAUUAAAAUGUGAAGCUGGUUUACAGCGAGAGUUGACUGUGUAUGCUAUAAAUGUUGCAACAAUCUAGAGCACACUACAGAGUAAUUGUCUGUAAUUGUUUGCCUUAAUGUUCAGAGAGAUCCAUGUCAUAGGAAUACCUGACCAGGUCAAACUUGUACCAUAAUGUGAUCACAUUAGGUAGCUGGACUAACGGGAAAUACUUCACAUAGAAAAGUAAGUUUGGAUGUACAGUAUAUGAGGUUUCUUCGGCUUUGUUAGUUGAUGUUUAGUUAUUCUACUUGAGCAGGAAAACUUGUAACACCUUGAGGUAUGGCUCAUUACAUCUCAUAAUUCUUGUUAAAGUAGAUGAGUUUGUUAUGAUUGAAGUAAAAAUGUCCAGCUAUUUAUUUUUUGUAAUUAUUUACAAAGUACUACUUAUAUUGACUUUUGUACCUGGAUGAAAAAUGUUACUGGAGCAAGCUUUAGACAUAUUGUCUACUAAGGGUAGAUGAUACUGGGUCUCCAUGAAUGUCGAGGUUGACAAGGUAUUCCUUGCUGACUCUACUUGCUUUGGUUUAGUGUGACCAUGUGUACAUAUUGUUUUAUAUUUAUUCCCAACAUCUCAAAAUGGGGUGGGCUUAUAGAAAACUCCCAUGUCUGCUUGUUAUUAAUGAUAACAAUAAAUUCAGUCUUUUUUUCAGAA
Messenger RNA from Procambarus clarkii (red swamp crayfish), 14269 nucleotides. Lineage: Eukaryota; Metazoa; Arthropoda; Malacostraca; Decapoda; Cambaridae. The record is from RefSeq and is a predicted model, not a curated record.